Molecule: messenger RNA, 1803 nt
Organism: Pochonia chlamydosporia 170
Lineage: Eukaryota; Fungi; Ascomycota; Sordariomycetes; Hypocreales; Clavicipitaceae
Product: dead box ATP-dependent rna helicase
Exons: 3
Coding region: 1-1803 (600 amino acids)
Biological process (GO): rRNA processing
Cellular component (GO): nucleolus
Molecular function (GO): ATP binding; RNA helicase activity; RNA binding
Source: RefSeq, a predicted model, not a curated record
AUGGCCGCAACAAAGCACGCACUCGCCGAGGAUGAGACCGUUCGACCGAGCAAAAAGACAAAGGUCCACAAUGGCGACAAUGUUUCCGAAGCCCAAUUGAAGAAAGAAAAGAAGGACAAGAAGAGGGAGAAGAAGGACAAGAAGGAGAAAAAGAAGCGCAAGGCAGAAGAUUCUGAGCUUACAGACGGUGAUUCAAGAGAGAACGAUCUUGAGGCACAACGCAAGGCCGCGAAGAAAGCCGAGAAAAAGGAGCGGAAAGAAAAGAAGCUCAGAGAAGGACAAGAGUCGCCAGAGGCGACUGCUACUGAAGAGAAUGGUGGCGAGCCUACUGAGCAACCCAAAAAGUCCAAAAAGGACAAGAAGAAGAAGGAAAACAAAGUUAGCAAUGGUGAAACUGCUAACACUGCAUCUGGUCCAUAUGCGCAAACCGUCAGCCUGUCCAACAUCGCUCAAGCGGAUAUUGAUACCUUCAUGUCGACCAACCAAAUUACCAUCACUGACCCCAGAGGCGAGGUAUCAUCGCUGCGACCUGUUACCGAAUUUCACCAUCUUCCUUCCACGAACUUGCUCGAGAAGACUCCAUCACCGUUCGCGAACUACAAGGCUCCUACUCCGAUCCAGGCUGCCUCGUGGCCGUCAACACUUUCUGGCAGGGAUGUCGUUGGUGUCGCUGAGACCGGUUCGGGAAAGACCAUGGCUUUCGCAUUGCCCUGUGUUGAGGCUGUUUCUGCCAUUGGUAAGAAGGGUACCAAGGCUGUCAUUGUCUCUCCAACCCGUGAGCUUGCCAUGCAGACACAUACACAGUUGGCGUCACUAGCCGCCUUGGCCAAAUUGAAAUGCGUCUGCUUGUACGGUGGUUCGUCAAAGGACGACCAAAGAGCCCUGGUCAAUCGAGGUGCCGAUAUCAUCGUGGCUACUCCUGGCCGCUUAAAGGACUUCAUGUCCGACGGCACUGUCGAUUUGAGCGGGUGCUGUUUCGCCGUUCUCGACGAGGCUGAUCGCAUGCUCGACAAAGGAUUCGAGGAUGACAUCAAACAGAUUCUCGGGGCCUGCCCCAUCAGAGAGAAGCGACAGACUCUCAUGUUCACUGCAACCUGGCCGCAGUCUGUGCAGGCUCUGGCUUCCACUUUCAUGGUUGAUCCCGUCAAAAUCACGAUUGGUUCCGGUGGCAAAGAAACCGAGAACGGCUCUGUUGAACUGCAAGCCAAUACUCGCAUCGCCCAAACAGUUGAGGUUGUCGACCCCAAGGACAAGGAGUUCCGCCUGCUCCAAAUUCUGAAAAAGCACCAGCAGGGCAAGCAGAAGAACGACCGCAUUCUUGUAUUCUGCUUGUACAAGAAGGAAGCCACGCGCGUUGAGAACUUUCUCAGCCGCAAGGGUAUUCGCGUUGGUGGCAUUCAUGGUGAUCUGAAGCAGGAACAGCGAACACGAAGCUUGGAGGCAUUCAAAACCGGCCAGACACCAGUGCUUGUUGCUACCGAUGUGGCUGCUCGUGGAUUGGACAUUCCCGAGGUUAAGCUCGUUAUCAAUGUGACCUUCCCAUUGACAAUUGAGGAUUACGUCCACCGAAUUGGUCGAACUGGCCGUGCUGGUAACACUGGCGAGGCUCACACAAUGUUUACCAUCCAAGACAAGGCGCACUCCGGAUCCUUGGUCAACAUUCUCAAGGGUGCAAAUCAGCCCGUCCCCGAUGAACUUCUCAAGUUCGGCACGACUGUCAAGAAGAAGACUCACGACAUGUACGGAUCGUUUUUUAAGGAUGUUGACAUGACCCAAAAGUCGACCAAGAUUACAUUUGACUAG